Papaver somniferum (opium poppy) is the source of this 743-nucleotide messenger RNA. Its product is annotated as major latex protein 146-like. The record is from RefSeq and is a predicted model, not a curated record. Bases 31 to 498 code for a protein of 155 amino acids. Lineage: Eukaryota; Viridiplantae; Streptophyta; Magnoliopsida; Ranunculales; Papaveraceae. Gene Ontology annotation, biological process: defense response. The transcript is spliced from 2 exons.
UCUAGAGCAACAAACGAUCUUCUUCUAUCAAUGGCUCCUUGUCUAGUUGGGAAGCUGGUGACUGAAGUGGAAAUCAAGACGAAUCUUGACGGGCAUUACAAAUUGUAUAAGCACUACCAAGACCUUCCAAAAGUAUUGCCUCAAAUUUACUCCAGCGUCAAAGUCAUCGAAGGAGAUGGAGCUCAGUCUGGCUGCGUCAAGGAGUGGGGCUAUGCUUGUGAGGGUAAAUCAUUAACUACUGUUCAAGAGAAGACGACGUACACAGACGAAACAAUGACCAUCUGUCACUGUGCCGUUGGAGGUGAUAUGAUGAAUGACUACAAGAAGUUCCAUUUAAUACUUACAGUUAGUCCAAAGGCUAACGAAUGCGGGGGUAUUCUGAGUCUCAGUAUUGAAUAUGAGAAGGUUAAUGAGUAUUCUCCAGCUCCAAUUGCUUAUCUAGAUCUGUGCCAAAAGAUCAUUGAAGGCAUGAAUUCUUAUCUUUGCUCUUCUGAAUAAACUAUCGGUAUGCAUAUAUGAUGCAGCAAAAAAAGUAUUCAAGGGCGUAUCUAUGUUUGUGGUUUGUUUGAAUAAAAAGUAAGCAUCCAAACAGUUGAGUUGGUUAUCAACUUACAGUUUUAUACUUAUACCUACCUGGGUUUGUAGGCAGAAGUCCUCUUUUUAUAAAAGAGGGGUGUUUUUAAAGCAAAUUAUUGAUCAAAUCUGUAUGUUAUGCGUGUAUAUUAUAUAUAUUUCUGUGUGUA